CCUCCUCUGUGGCCGCAGGGCAUGUUAACCUUCGGCUACAUCCUGCUGCUGUCCUGGAUCGGGGAGAAGGUAGCCGGCAGUAUGCGGAAGCAGCUUUUCUCAUCCUUCCUCCGGGAAGAUAUAGCCUUCUUCGAUGCCAACCAGACGGGCCACCUGGUCAACCGCCUGACCGCCGACAUCCAGGAAUUCAAAUCUUCUUUCAAGCUGGUCAUCUCUCAGGGUCUGCGCAGUCUCACCCAGACGGUGGGCUGUUUCGUGUCCCUUUACCUGAUUUCUCCCAAGUUGACCGGGCUCCUUGUGGUGGUGAUGCCCUUCCUGGUGGGCAUCGGGACCUUUCUCGGCACCUCUCUUCGUAGGCUCUCCCGCAAAGCCCAAGAACAGGUAGGGAAAAAUAACCUGUGUGAACGAUACUAAUCACGUUUCCCCAUCAAAAAAUUAUGUUCGCCACAUACCCACCAUCUACUAAUCACGUUUCCCCAUCAAAAAAACUGGAUAUAUUAUGUUCGCCGCAUACCCACCAUCUACUAAUCAGGUUUCCCCAUUA
Molecule: messenger RNA, 544 nt
Organism: Notechis scutatus (mainland tiger snake)
Lineage: Eukaryota; Metazoa; Chordata; Lepidosauria; Squamata; Elapidae
Source: RefSeq, a predicted model, not a curated record